Molecule: messenger RNA, 4565 nt
Organism: Monodelphis domestica (gray short-tailed opossum)
Lineage: Eukaryota; Metazoa; Chordata; Mammalia; Didelphimorphia; Didelphidae
Gene: LAD1
Product: ladinin 1
Molecular function (GO): structural molecule activity
Source: RefSeq, a predicted model, not a curated record
UUGGGUCUUCUACUUAUGGCUCCAGCAUCUCAUGUGGUUCUCUUUCAUGUCCCUUGGUUCUCUUUUCCUAAUUGCAGCUUGGCAAUGCAAAGGACAUUAGAGGAUGAAGAGGAGCAGGAGCGAGAACGACGUCGGAGGCACCGAAACCUGAGUUCUACUACAGAUGAUGAAGCCCCCAAAGUAACCCACAAUGGAGACCAGCCAGCAGUGGAAAGGCUCCCAAGCCUGGAGGAAGCUGAGGCCCCCAAGCUUCAUUCCUCUGUCAAAGAUGAAGAGGAUGAGAAUUUCCAGGCAGUUCUAAGAACGAGACAGGAACGGAGGCUGCGGCGACAGGCCUUGGAGACUUCCCAGUCCCCCAUCAAGGAACAGUUAGAAGUAGAAGAGAAAAAAGAGAGCCAGGGUGCAGUGUGGGUCACACAGCAGCCCCCAGUGCCCCAGAAGGAGAUAGUUCCUCCACCUAGACGAAGAUUAAGCCAGAAGCAGAGAGGACCCUGGGCCAGAGAUGAGAAGAGUCUGGAGGGAAGAGAGACAAAGGAGGAGAAGACACUGGAUCAAAGGACAGUUUCAGCCCCAGAAAGGACACCAGUCCAGGAUCAGUCAGCCUCAGAGAAAAAAAUAGCUUCAGAGAAGACACCAGUCCAGGAUCAGACAGUCCCAGAGAAGAAAUUAGCUUCAGAGAAGACACCAGUCCAGGAUCAGACAGUCCCAGAGAAGAAAUUAGCUUCAGAGAAGACACCAGUCCAGGAUCAGACAGUCCCAGAGAAGAAAUUAGCUUUAGGGAAGACACCAGCUUCUGAGAAGGUAUCAGUCCUAGAAAAGACAUUGACCCCUGAGGAAACAUUGGCCCCAAAGAAGUCAUUAGCUGGGGAAAAGCCGAUGAUUUCAGUGAAGACAUCAGGCCAAGAGAAGGCAUUAGUUUUAGAAAAGGUAUCUGCUUCUGAGGAAUCCUUGACCCCAAAGAAGGUGUCAGCUCGGGAGAGGGCACUGGCUUUUGAGAGGGCAUCAGCUCAGGAGAAAACACUGAACCCAGAGAAGGGGGAAAAGGGAUCGACUCGGGAAAAAGUACUGACCUUAGAGAAGAAUUCAGCUCAGGUAAAAGCAACAGCUUCAAAGAAGCUGAGCCUGGAACAGGCCCCAGUUCAGGCUCAAGAGCAGAAGGACUCUGAGAAAGGUGUGCCAGAAAAAAAGGAACCACAAAUAAAGGAGACCUCAAAGAAGUCACCCUCCUCGGAGGGACCUGGAGAGGAGAAGAAGUCAGAACCUCAGGUAGUGGCUUCUCGCUUCAGGCCCUUCACUCUUCAGGUAAAGAUUCCAAGCAAAGAGGCAGAAACAGAAUUGGCCUCUCCAACCCAAAUCUCCUACAGCAGUUCCCUCAGACGCUCCAGCCCCAGGACCAUCUCCUUUCGGAUGAGCCCUAGGAAAGAAAACCCAGAGACAACGUUUACUCGUAGUGCCAGUGUGAGGCUCCCAAGCAAUACAGUCAAAUUAGGGGAGAAGUUGGAGAGAUACCACACAGCUAUACAGAGGUCAGAAUCUGUUAAGUGUCCAGGCUCUUCCAGGACUGAGUUCUUUGUGGCUCCUGUUGGGGUGGCCAGUAAGCGGAGCCUCUUUGAGAAAGAGCAAGUCAGGAACAGUAGGGCUGAGCCUCCUCUGAGCAGAAAGGAGGACCUGAGACUCUCAGGGGUGGUGACCUCACGGCUCAACCUAUGGAUCAGCAGAAGCCAGGAUGCUGGAGGAGACCAGGACUCCCAGGACGUAAGGAAGGAGGCAACAUCUACUAAGAGGACCUCGUGGGGAAAGCAAGCCACCUCUCCCACAGAUUCCUAGGUAUGACAAGACGUACCCAGAUGGGAAGGGCUGGAUCUGCAGCCUACAUGACAGGCCUGGGUGUUUGGUCAAUGCUGUUCUUACUUCUCACUGCUCCUCUGUGAAGUUUCCCUUCUAGCCCCUGAAAGCUGGGACUGACUGGGCCUCAGACCAUGGAGCACCUAAGAACACCAGAGAGAAAUAUCACUGUCAAAAGGGGUGAAAAGGGAGAAAGAGCUGGGCACUCCUGCUGAACUUCACCCAGAUCCUUCUUUGCUGAAACCAUCGGUCCCAGGAAUACCUUGGCAUCUUUACAUCUUACUAUAGGCACUCUCCUACCAUUGAGGACUCUGGACAGGCACCAAAGGCUCUGUCACUCCACUCAAACCUCUUUCAGCUUAGCAAGGAGCAGGGAUUGAAUCCUGUUCAUUGUGGGGGCCCCUUGGAGGGACUAGAUAAUAGCCAGAACAGUCCUAACAGGGAUUAGAUGAAUUGUGGCAUCUUUAGAAUUCUGUCUUAAAAUGAUUCUCUCAGUCCUGGCUCAUCACUAAUGUACCUAGCAGGGUUCUCCCCCUACAAGGAUUGAAUCCUCGAUAUUGCCUCUCACCUCUGAUGUUUUUCCCUACCCAUAGUCCCCAUCAAUGACCCUCCCCUUUUCCCUCACUGGCUCCAAAGACCAGACAUUUUGUUCACUUUUAUCUACCCAGGACCAAAUGGCAAGCAGGGAAAUGUUGUCUUUGAUAUGCCUAGACCUUCAGCUCCCUUUUAAGGUGGCCACUCUCCUUCGGCUCUUUCUCUAAUCUCCCCUACCCAAAUCUAUUUUUAGGAAAGGACAUGAUAAAUAACAUUAUAUGAAGCUAUAACAGACUGAUAACAACUUAAACUCUUUGGUUUUAAAUAGUUCCAAAGCCUUAAACUAUGAUGAUGAAACCAGGGGUGGAAUCCUUAUCAGUACCCUUGAUAAUGUCACCAUUUGGGGGCAUGCAGGUGACUUGGUAGAUUGAGAACUAGGCUUAGGGGUGGGAGAUUCUGGGUACAAAUGUGACCUCAGACAUUUCCUAGCUGUGUUAUCUUGGGCAAGUUGCUUAGCCUCCAUUGCCUAGCCCUUACCAGUGUUUUCCCUUGCAACCAAUACACAGUACUGAUUCUAAGACAGAAGGUAAGGGGUUUUAUUUUUUAAAGGAAAAAGAAAAAAGAGAAAGAGAAAGAUAAAAAGAAAGGAGGGAGAGAGGGAGGAAGGAAGGAAGGAAGGAAGGAAGGAAGGAAGGAAGGAAGGAAUGAAGGAAGGAAGGAAGGAAGGAAGGAAGGAAGGAAGGAAGGAAGGAAGGAAGGAAGGAAGGAAGGAAGGGAGAAAGAAAGAAAUUGGCACCCAUUUCCAGUUCUCUUUUUAGUCAAAUGUUGGCUGGGUCCCUUAGAGGCCAGAGUCAUCCUGGAAGGUCACCCAUGCCUGAUGAAAAUACAAAGUGGAUGUUAUUUAAUGUCAAGGCCCUAUGACCUUAGUGAUGCUUGUCCACAUGGUAGAUUCACUAGGGUUGGUGUUCACUGCCAACCAACCAACUCCCUUUAACCUGAUAAUUAACCCCUGUGUGCUCAAGGAAUGAAAAAAUGUUUAGAAGUCUCAUUUCAACUGCCACUUUACAGUUUUCUACCAAUCCAUGGCACAUUCCACAUUCUUCGGUUUAUCCAUUAUUUUAGAUUAUUCAUGUUCAUGUUCCUUUCUCUCUGUGGAAAAUCAAGAGUUAACUAAUGACUGUUGUAUGCCUUGAGGGUGGCUGUAUUGGCACAGUGUUCACUCUGGGUUCAGAUAACUGGCCAGGAUCCUAUGUGACUCUUGGGAGUGGCUCAGAGACCUGGAGGAACAUUAUUAACUAUGUGACAGAGAUUGUGGUAAGCAGGGGGAGAACUGAGCCACCUUCAAUCACUCGGUGUACCAGUAGAUAUUUCUUUAGUGCUCAUUGUAUGCCAGCACUGUCUGUGGUGUGGGAGAAGGGAGUUUAUUUAGACCUAGAGGGGUUCCUGUCUGACUGGAUUAUUUCUCUACUUCAGCCUCAGAAUGGACCUGGAAUAGUGGGGACCUUCUGAACUCUCCCCGCCUCAAGUCAGGAUGCAGCUAGGGACUUGAGGGAGAUCAGAGAACCUCUAUUUAGAACUAGACAGGACCUUAGCAGUCACCUAGUCCCUAACUCCCUCAUUUUGUAGAUAUGGAAAAUGAACCAAAGAGACUGUGACUUCCCCAAACCCAGCAUCCUCAUUCCAUUGCACCAUAUUGCAAUGUGGUGAAAGUUCCGGCCUUCAGCUGGCUUCCAAGGCCCAGGUUAGAUGUUCACAGGUCUCUGACCUAUUGACACAAGUGCACAGAGCCCUGAGCUAGGAAUGGGAACACUUACAAAGACAGAUAAGAUCUGCUCCUGCCCUCAAAGAGCCUUUCCUCUAAGAGGAGGAGGUAAGGCAUGUACACAUAUAAAUAUAAAGAAAAUUAGAAUAUGAUAACUGUGUAAGAGGACUACAAAGUGCCCUGAAGUAAGAGGAAAGAGACCUUUUUCAAUUGGGAGAUCAGGGAAGUUUUUGUGGAGGAGAUGGUAUUUGAAGUGGACUUCAAGCUUGAGCUGGUCUCAUGAUCCCUAAGCAUUCUGUUCUGCAUCCUUCUUGGCCCUCACUUGGCAGACUUUGAUGGAAACUGCCCUGUUCCUUCUAGGCAUCCCAGAAUUCCUCUUAGAGUGUCUUUUCAGUGCUGAAAUAAAAUUGUUUCUGGCUCCACA